GCGAGCUUGGCGGUGCUUCAGUUCGUCAGCAGCCGGGCGUCAGCGCAGCAGCAAGCGAGCAGCCUGCACAGCGAGCGAACCGAACCGAACCAGGACAGCAACCGUACCGCGAGUCAGCCCCAACGCCAUCAAACGGGGAGAUUUUUCCAACUAUUAUCUUUUUUUUUUUUUUUUUUUUUUUUUUUUUUAACUUCCGCACAUCUUUUGUUGUUGUUGUUGUUGUUGUUGUUUUUAAUGUCCGGCGUCCUCGUCCUCCUCCUGCUGACAGAACCACGAACGUGAUGCGGACCUCCGCUGAUUAGACGCCCGAACCGAGCCGGUCACGACACUCACAAAAAGUGGACUUCAUUGUGAGAGGAAUAUUCCCCUGCCUCCAUUUGGAUUUCAAGUGCUUUUCUUUCUUCAUACGUGUGGAUUUUUGUUCGAUUUUUCUCAUCUUUUUCCAACCCUCCGACUUCCGGAGUGGACACCGACAUUGAGCGUAGCCUGUAGCCGGGCUGGAGCGCUUCAAGCUGGGCUACCGCGCGGCGCUCACCCGCUCCAGAGUGAUGGCGGCACUGCUCUGCCUGGCGGUGGUGCUACUGUCAUCGUGCAACGGCGCCCCCUCCGACAUCCUUUACCGGGUCCAAGAGGAGCAGCCGCCCAACACACUGGUGGGCAGCCUGGCGGCGGACCGAGGGCUGCCCGACAGCGGGCACCUGUACAAGCUGGAGGUGGGCUCGCCCUACCUCCGCGUGGACGGAAAGACGGGAGACAUCUACACCACCGAGAUCCCCAUCGACCGAGAGACCCUCAGGGACUGCCGCAACCUCUUUGAGAACGACAAGUGCUACCUGGAGUUCGAGGUGUCCAUCACCGACAUGGUGAAAGGCAUCGGAUCGGGGCCGCGCCUCAUCGAGGGCCGCAUCGAGGUUCUGGACAUAAAUGACAACACGCCCCAGUUCUCCUCGCCCAUCCUUACCCUGUCGAUCCCGGAGAACACCCACGUGGGCGCACUGUUCGCCAUUCCCAUGGCGACGGAUCGCGACGACGCUAACAACGGGGUGGCCGAGUACUCCCUGAGCACGGGAUCCGACGCCGAGCAGCUCUUCGGACUGCAGGUGGCGGUGGACACGGACGAGAAGCUGCCCCAGCUGGUGGUCAUGGGGAACCUGGACCGCGAGAAGAAGGACUCGUACGACUUGAACGUUCGUGUGGUAGAUGGCGGGCGACCGGCCAGGGCCAGCAGCGCCCUGCUCAGGGUGGUGGUCACCGACCAGAACGACAACGCUCCAAAGUUUGAGAGGAGUCACUAUGACGCUGAGCUGGCAGAGAACAGCCCACUAGGACACUCCGUGCUACAGGUCCGCGCAAAUGACGCCGACAUGGGCACCAAUGGUGAGAUCGACUACAGCCUGCACCAGAUGUCCGAGGCAGUCCAGAGACUUCUGCGUAUCGACCGCUCCACCGGAAUCAUCUACGUCAAAGGCAUGGUGGACCGUGAGGAGGAAAACUUCCUCAAGUUCUCUGUCGUGGCCAAAGACCGGGGGCCAAACUCCAAGAGCUCCAAAGUCCUCGUUACCAUCAAUGUCCGGGACCAGAACGACAAUGCUCCCACCAUAGAGAUCCGCGGCAUUGGCCUAGUGACGCAUCAGGAUGGCAUCGCCAACAUCUCAGAGGACAUGCCGGUGGGCACCGCGGUGGCGCUGGUCCAAGUGUCGGACCGCGAUGAGGGGGAGAAUGCGGUGGUGACAUGUGUGGUGGCCGGCGACGUCCCAUUCCAGCUGCAGCCUCUGGGUGAGUCCAGCAACGACCGUAAAAGGAAGUACUUCCUGCAGACCACCACGCUGCUGGACUAUGAGCGAGUGAAGGAUUACAGGAUUGCGAUCGUGGCGGUGGAUUCCGGCAACCCCGCUUUGUCCAGCACCAACUCCCUGAAAGUGCAAGUCACCGACAUAAACGACAAUACACCCAGCUUCUCCCCAGCCAUCCUGGAAGUGGACUUUGCUGAGGGGAACCAGCCGGGCGACAAGGUGCUACAGGUGGUGGCUGCCGACGCCGACAGCGGCAGCAACGCCGAGCUGGUCUACAGUAUCGUGGAGCGCUCGGCCACCCCGCUCUUUGAAAUCGACAACAGCAGCGGCGAGGUUCGAGUUAAGAACCUGCUGGACCGCGAGGAGACAGAGCGCUACGAGUUCCGCGUGGCGGCAGCUGACAAAGGCGUUCCGAGCAAAACCGGCACGGCGACAGUGAUAAUCAACGUCCUAGACCGCAACGACAACGACCCCAAGUUCAUGCUGAGUGGCUACAGCUUCUCCGUCAUUGAAAACAUGCCACCGCUUAACCCUGUGGGGGUGGUCACUGUUACCGAUAUUGACAAAGGCGACAAUGCUCGAGUCAAGUUGUUUGUUGAACCCGACAAUGGCAAGUUUGUCAUCCAAAACGGCACCGGAAACAUCUUGUCCAGCAUAUCCUUCGACCGAGAGAAGGAAAGCACUUACACCUUUCGGCUGAAGGCAGUGGACGCGGGUGACCCCCCUCGAUCCUCCUAUGUGGGCAUCACCAUCAACGUCCUGGAUGAGAACGACAACGCCCCCUAUGUCACCAAACCUGCCAACUCGUCCUACACGUACCUGAGCCCUGUCACACCUCUGGAAAGCCGCGUGGAGGUGGUGGAAGCCGAGGACAUUGACUCGGGACCCAACGCCGAGCUGGAGUACAUCAUCACCGGGGGGAACCCGUAUGGACUCUUCCACAUUUCGCCCACCACAGGGGAGAUCACCCUGGCACAGAAAUUCACAGGGAAGCACAACGGGCUGCACCGGCUAGUGGUGCAGGUUCGGGACAAAGGCAAGCCACCUCGCCACACCACCACGCUCGUGCAUGUGUUUGUCAACGACACCAAGGCCAACGUGUCACUGAUUGAGGCUCUGGUGGGGCAUAGUCUGUACACCCCCCUGGACCGGGACAUCGCGGGGGACCCCAACUACGCUUUGGCACAGCGUAGUAACAUCCUGUAUGGGAGCCUGGCCGGGAUUGCCGGCGUCAUCCUGGUCAUUGUGGCCGUGGUGGUCAUCCGGCACCGACUCCAGAAGGACACCAAGAGCGGCUACCAGGCGGGCAAGAAGGAGAGCAAAGACCUAUACGCCCCCAAGCAGGGACCCAAAAACUCCAAGGGGAAGAAGAGCAAGAAGGGCAAAGCUCCCAAACCAGCCAAACCUCUAGAAGAGGACGAGGAUGCCAGCCUCCAGAAGGGCCUCAAGUUUAAUCUCAUCAAUGAGGUUGUUAGCGACAGUCCCCGGAUACACUUGCCCUUAAACUACCCGCCCGGUAGCCCUGACUUGGGGAGACACUACCGCUCCAACUCGCCAUUGCCGUCCAUCCAGCUUCAGCCGCAGUCGCCCUCAGCCUCCAAGAAACACCAGGCGGUGCAGGACCUCCCUGCCACCAACACCUUCGUGGGCACGGGUGACAACAACUCCACGGGCUCCGACCAAUAUUCGGAUUACAGCUACAAGGCCAACCCGCCCAAAUACAGCAGCAAACAGCAGCCGCAUCGCCGGGUAACCUUCUCCACGGCCAAACAGGCGCAGGACCUGCAGGACGCGUCCCAGCACAGCUACUACGACAGCGGACUGGAUGAGUCGGAGACGGUCAGCUCCAAGUCGUCCUCCGGGCCUCGGAUCGGCCCGCUGGCACUGCCCGAGGACCACUACGAACGCACCACACCCGACGGCAGCAUCGGCGAGAUGGAGCACCCCGAGAACGACCUGAGGCCCCUCCCGGACGUGGCUAUGACAGGCAACUGCACGCGCGAGUGCACUGAGUUCGGCCACUCGGACUCAUGCUGGAUGCCUGGCCAGCUGUCACCCAACCGCAAGGGAGCCAAGGGCGCCGCCCCCCCCAAGCUGUCCACCUUCGUGCCUUACCAGGAGACGGACGCCGCCCGGGACCCGCCGGCGCCGCUCCCUGUGGCCAACGGCAGCCCCAAGCCCAUCCCCGUGGAGGAACGUGGGCCGGGCGGCGGCGGCAGGGUGGCAAACAUGCGCUUCAUGACGCCUUACAGCAGUGCCUACCCCCUGGGCGCGGCUGCCAAAGACUGCGGCCUGGAGGAGAUCCCGCUCAGCCAGGCGGUGGAGUUCCACUCGGCCACCACCCCUACGGGACACGCGUCCAAGAGGGAGAUCUACCUGUGAGGGCGCCACCCCUGACGCUCCCAGCUUCGAGCCCCGCCAACUGUCACCCCCAGUUGACGCUGCUCACCUGAAAACCUGCUCCCCAUAAACAAACCACACUGCCCUUAAACACCUCACAAACCCUCACUACCGCCCCAUAAACACCUCACUGCCUCCUAGAUUUCACCCCAGGCGCCUCCUUAGUGCCCCUAAACACCUCACCACAUCCCCAUAAACUCCGCAAUUGGCCCCCAAACACCUUCCCUAGUGUCCCCAAACACCUCCCUUACGGCCCCCUUAUCACCUAACUACACGCCCAACCACCUCCCUGCUCUAAUAAACACCUUACUGCUCCAAAAACCUCAUCACCACCCCAAACCACCUCACUGCCCCCCUAAACACAUCUUACUUUCCCCCACCAUCCCACUUAACACCUCACUGCCAGUCCUAAACACCUCCCUUACUGCCCCCUAAACACCUCACCACACCCCCAACACGUCUCUUCCCUAUUUAACAACUUACUGUCAACCCCAAACACCUCAUUACUGCCCUAACUGGUCCCACAAACACCCAACUACCCUAUUAAGCAGCUUACUGCCCCACCCAAAUACCUCACUGUCACAUCCAAACCCAUGGUCAAUGCCCUUAACACCUCACUGACCCCCCCAACACCUCAAUAAACACCUCACCACCCUUAAAAAGACCUCACCAUCCCCAACAACCCUCUUACAAAACACCUCUCCAGCCCCCUGAAAACCUCACCUGUGCCUGGCUGUGUUUCACCACAGACUCCCCUUUCCCCUUUUUCCCUUACGCCCACUGCUUUAGACUCUGCCCACCUGGCUUCAUGCCAACCAAUCAGCUGUAAAUGAGAAAUGGAAGGAAUGUAAACAACACAUUUUACUUUUGUUUCAUGUUUUUGCCCCCACCUCCUUCCCCCAAGUAGACUUUGUUGUAAAUCCUUACGCAGUAUUCCAUGUGAAACUAUCUAGCCAGACUUUGAACUUCUUUCUUUGGACUUCUGUGGGAAGUUUUUGCUGCGACCGUCAAAAAAGUCAAACAACCUGGCCUGUUUUUUUUUUUUUUUUUUUUUUUUUUUUAACCAGGACGUUUGCCUCGUUUACAUACGGCGGGAAUCUUUGUCUCUCUCGUGUUUUUUCCCCGGUGUAUAUGUGUAAAUAUGGCGAAGCUCACGUGACGUCACGCCGCUGGACUGACGGGUUUUGCAUGUACAGACGCUGCCGGGAAAUUUUUGUUUCUUGUUUUUUCUUCUUGAACAUCACAACACUCUCGUUACGGGAGAAACCGUUCAGAAUUAAUCGACAAGCCCAAAGUGGAAAUUAAGAACUUUCAGGUCAAAAUUUAAAUUCUCAUCAUCCUCCUCAUCAUAAUGAGAGCUGAAGGUUGUAAUCUGGAAUAUUGAAGUGAAUCCGAAACAUUUUCUUAAUUGUCGUUUUCAUCCAUAUUAAAUGUUGAUGGUCAAAGAAUUCAUCAACAACACAGUUCAUCACUGAACAUGAAAAGAAGUCAGCGCAGAUGUUCAAGUUGAUGUAAAAUAGAAAAGAGUAAUCAUAUUAAUAAAACAGUUGGGAGGAGCCAGAAUGUCCACAUUUUCACAAGUUAACAUGUAGUAUCAAAGUGGUCAAGUAUUUUCUAGGCUACAAAAUAUUUUUUCUUGUUAUAAUUGCUGUGUUUAUUAUUAUUAAUCACCUUUUCAGCUUUCAUUAUUAUUAUCAUUACUAUUAAUUUUCUAGCAAACUAUCCAUCUUUUGGGGACGGAAUAUAUUUGUUAUUUUAAUGAUUGAAAAAAUAGAACCUUUUGAGACCUUUAUUAUAAUUAUGGCAAAUAAACCACCUUUUAUGGACUUUAAUUAUUAUUGCCUUUCAUUAUUACAGCAACUCAAUUCCCUUUUGUUGCCUUUAAUAUUCUUAUUCUGGCCAAGUGAUCACCCUCUUAAGGAUUUAAUUAGUAUUUUUACCCUCCGUACACAGUACUGCCAAAUGAAUAACUUUUGGGGGCUUGUAUUAUUAUCUUUUUUUCUUCUUCUGGCCAAGUAAUCAGCCUCAUAAGGCUUUUAUUAUUAUUGUUAUUAUUAUUAUUAUUAUCACUUUCAGUAGACUGCCGAAUGAAUCACUUUUGAGGCCUUUAACUAUUUUUUAUUCAGGAAACUUUCAGUGUGCUGGUGAUGGCAAAUUGGGUCAUACUUUAAGCAAACUGCAGUUAUUAUUAGUAGUGUUAUCCUGGCAAACGUAUCAAUUUGGGGGCAGCUUUAAUCAUUAUUUGUAUUAUUA
Phycodurus eques (leafy seadragon) is the source of this 6446-nucleotide messenger RNA. RefSeq names its product protocadherin-1-like. The coding region runs from base 549 to 4175 and encodes 1208 amino acids. NCBI's taxonomy places the organism in Eukaryota, Metazoa, Chordata, Actinopteri, Syngnathiformes, Syngnathidae. Gene Ontology annotation, molecular function: calcium ion binding. The record is from RefSeq and is a predicted model, not a curated record. Gene Ontology annotation, cellular component: plasma membrane. The transcript has 5 exons. Gene Ontology annotation, biological process: homophilic cell-cell adhesion.